GCCGCGCCAUGUCCGGAGACAGCGACUGCACCAGGACCAGUCCGUCAGCGGGCUCUCCGUCGGACACCGAGCUCGCGCCAGCUCGGCCCAAGUACGUUUGCUCCCUGUCGCCUGACCUGGUCACCAAAGCCCGGGAGGAGCUCCAGGAGAAGCCUGAGUGGAGGCUCCGUGAUGUGCAGGCCCUGCGAGACAUGGUGUGCAAGGACUACCCCUCCCUGGGCACCUGCCUGGACGAUGCCUUCCUGCUGAGGUUCCUCAGAGCCAGGAAGUUUGAUUACGACCGAGCGCUGCAGCUGCUGGUGAAUUACCACAGCUGCAGGAGGAGCUGGCCUGAGGUCUUCAGCAACCUGAGGCCAUCUGCAAUAAAGCCUGUCCUGGAGUCAGGCUUUGUCACCGUGCUGCCUCACCGCGACCCCGAGGGACGCCACGUCGUCUGCAUCCGCCCAGACAGAUGGAGCCCCAGCCAGUACCCAAUCACUGAGAACAUUCGUGCCAUAUACUUGACCUUAGAAAAGCUCAUUCAGUCUGAAGAGACCCAGGUGAAUGGAAUUGUAAUCCUGGCAGACUACAAAGGAGUCAGCUUGUCUAAGGCCUCUCAUUUUGGUCCUUUUGUAGCCAAAAAAGUCAUUGGAAUUCUUCAGGAUGGGUUCCCCAUUCGGAUCAAAGCUGUGAACAUCAUCAAUGAGCCUCGGAUAUUCAAAGGCAUUUUUGCCAUCAUCAAACCCUUCCUGAAGGAGAAGAUCGCAAACCGGUUUUUUCUUCAUGGCUGUGAUUUAAAUUCCCUUCACCAAAACAUUCCUCCCAUGAUCCUUCCUGAGGAGUAUGGUGGCACUGCAGGGAAGCUGGACAUCUCUGCCUGGAAUGAGCUGCUGCUGGCCUCUGAAGAGGACUUCCUGCAUGACUUCUCCCAGCUGGUCCUCCCAUGUGAGAGCACUCCCCAGGAGAUGCUUGUGAGUGGGGAUGCUGAGGAGAAGCAGUGUGAUGACUCCCUGCGAGGCAUGAAGGCCCAGCUCUACUACUGCUACUAGCCAGGCAGCUCCCGAGCUUCCAGCACAGCCCAGAGCUGCUCCCAGAGGUGGCCGUGGGAACUCUGCCUUACUCCUGAGCCUGCAGCUUGGGGACAGGCCGCUGAGGCACUUUACACUGAACCAAAGGAAGCUGAGCAGGGCACAAGGGGGCAGGGCAGAGCGCAAGGAGGAGAAAGGCAGAGAGCACAGCAGAGCACUUGAGGCUCAUCAGUGACUGAUGCAAACUGGCCCUGUGGCAAGCAUGAAGAAAAAGCCCCACUGCAGGAUGUAGGAUUGACAGCCUCUUAGCUUCUCUCCACACAAGUGAGAAGGGACACUGCUGAUGUACUUUGUGACCGUGUGUUCCCUACCCCUUCUGCAAACAGCAGUAAUCCAAGGCAAAAGGUAGUUCUGAACCCUGCCAAAGGUAGUUCUGAAGCCUGCCAAAGGUAGUUGUGUCAGUGAAGGCUGCCUGAAAAUGUGCAGGUGUGACUUGGCCUGUCCUCUGUCACUUGGCACUUCUGAAAUAGCUCCAGGAAUAUUCCUCUCAGAUUGAUACAGAGCAAAACUUCCUUCUUCAGAGUAUCAGAGUGGAGAUAACCUCUGCAAUGUCUGCACAGCAGGAGCAACUCUUAACUGGUGGAUCCACUGCUGCAGUAGCUGUGCCAGGGCUGGUUAUAAACAGAUGGAACUUAAUUUUCAGCAAACAGGAGUUGUUCAGAUCAAGCACUAAGGCUUUUGAUCAGUUAAGAGCUUCAAAUACUGAGGGUCAGGACCAAGGAAGAAGGAGCUGUGUCAGCCACCUCCCCACUCUGAGUUCUUUUCCUCAGCUGGUUGUGAAGAGGAGCUGGGUGAGUCCCUCACAGCAGUAGCAGUUGGCACACAAGGGACAGAGGGCAGUAGCUGAGGUAAGGCAGCGAGGUGCUGCUCCAGCUGGGGUCUCUGGGUAGUUUGGCUGUGGAACCAAAGGCAGGCAGGCUCUUUGCAAGCACAUUCUGCAGUCUCCUGCUCCUGUAGCAUUUUGUUCACUGUGCUCCUUGUGAGUUGUUACAGCUUUGUUCUCUUGUUCUCUGACCUCCUUUGUCUUUAGCUGUCCUGUUCCUGUAUGAACUUAGACUUGAAUGGUCUCUGUAAUACUGACCUGUAGCUCCUGUGCCUGUGCUUCUAGGUCUUUGUCUAGAGACAGAACCAAGGCUCUGGUGUCCAGUCAGGGUAAGAUACCUGUGUCUAAGCUGUUCCCACCUCCCAGGCUCAGUCUGUUUGGUCUUAAGCAGAACCUAACUCUCAGCACUCUUUGCACGUUUUCCUGCACUGUGAUGGUGUGGAGAUGGGAACCCCCCUAGGAGCAGCACAGCACACCCCAGUACUCCAAGGGGGAAUGUCUCACUCUUGGUGAAAAAGAACAUUCCUUCCAACUGGGGACUUCUCUCUAGAGCACCUUCUGAGGCUGAAAUCUCUACUCAGUGCCAAGUGUGGUUCUGGUACCAGUUAUGUUUCUGUGAAGCAUCUGGAGGAUCUCAGACAUUCACUUUCCCAGGUGCCAAACUCUUGCUCAGAAUGUCUCUUCCUCUCAGUCCCCAUGCAGCCUGCCUGCCCUGCCAGAAGGACACUCCUUUACACUCUGACUCCCUGACCUGGCAGCAGACCUCAUCCUGGAACUAGGGAGAAGCAAAUGCCCUACCUGUCACCUCGGGGUAAAACAGGGUAAACCCAAAGCUGAAGUGUUCUUCUGGGAGGCAGUGCAGAAUCUGUGGGAGCAAGGAACUCAUUGCUUGAACUGGUUUGGAUUAAAGGGGGGAAAAGACAAAUUUUCCUCAGUGAAAGCAUCUGAUUUUUCCAACCUCUAGAAGUAAAUUCUUACUCCUUUUUGACAGCUGUUAACCUUUAGUGUGGGGUGAAGAAAACCUAACCACUGCCAUUUUCAUCUGCUUAAAACAAGGUCAGAGUGUUGCCAGCCACUUCCUCCUUUCUGACCAGAAUGUGCUGCAUGUUCUGCUGAGAGGUAGUUCAGUUCUUUGUGCCACCCAGCAAGACAGUAGCACACAGCACCAGGACUUAGAAAGGCAAGUGGCUGUCCCCAGUUUGGACACAGAGUGGUGUUCAUGGUGGUUCAGUGCCUCUUCAUUCCAGCCACAAAGUACAGAUAAAAAGGUAAAACCAGGCUGGGCCAUGUUUCCUUGAGGUGAAGGCCUCUUUCCUUGCUGUGCUGCAGGGUCUGAAGGGGUAUUUGGAGAGUUUAAGCUCUUAAGAGCAGCUACCUGGAUGUUGUGUAACUGCUGGAGAAGGAGGUUUGAAUACUUGAGAUUCAGUUCAGUGCCCUUCAAAAAGAAGUAAAUCCAGUGGUGCUGAGCAGAAGGCUGAGGACCCUCCACAGAAACAAAAUCCUCCUUCAGGCUUUUCUAUUCUCUUGCAUGCCUUAAGCAGCAGGCAAACCAGACUCAGCUCUCCCUCCCCUGCUCUCCUCUGCUCCCAGAGAAGCUAAGAAUAAUGCCUAUGAGUUAACCAAAAUAGGUAAGGCUCUGUUACCAGUGCCGAGAGCUUCUGCUAUGCCUCCAGGAGUUCUCUUUCUUCAAGCUGGCUGCUGGGCAGUUGAUAUCAAGAUACUUGAAGUAAGCCAGGCCUAUCUUUAGCAAGCAUCUAACUGUUCCUCCUCAUUUGCUCCUUCUUGGCCUUGGAACUCAGAGCUGCAGGUUUCCUGAGCUGUAGCUCUAACCCUCUUUAGGUUUGUAACUAGUGCUUGCCUUGCCUAACAAAGCACAGCUCUGUCUGCUGAGCUGAGAAAGGCUCUCAGAGCUUUAGCACUGAAAAAGCAAGGCAAUCCCUUUGCUCCCAGCAUUGCUGAUGGCAAAUAAGGGAAGCAAGCACUGGUCUGCAGUAGAGAAUCUCCUUGUCUGCAAGGUGAGCGAACAGGUAGGAAAAGCACCCAGGCUGGGCUUUUGGGGUUGAUUUGUUUUGCCUUCUUGUUGUUGUUGUUAA
Messenger RNA from Dryobates pubescens (Downy woodpecker), 3983 nucleotides. It is a transcript of the gene TTPAL, whose product is annotated as alpha tocopherol transfer protein like. Gene Ontology annotation, cellular component: membrane. The record is from RefSeq and is a predicted model, not a curated record. The transcript has 4 exons. Bases 9 to 1028 code for a protein of 339 amino acids. Gene Ontology annotation, molecular function: phosphatidylinositol bisphosphate binding. Lineage: Eukaryota; Metazoa; Chordata; Aves; Piciformes; Picidae.